Molecule: messenger RNA, 996 nt
Organism: Fraxinus pennsylvanica
Lineage: Eukaryota; Viridiplantae; Streptophyta; Magnoliopsida; Lamiales; Oleaceae
Source: the annotation of a GenBank genome assembly
AUGGACAUAAGAACAUGUUCGGCCAUUCUGUUAGCUUCUGCACUGGCAAUUGCGUUCCAAGUCUUUGUUUUAUCUCCAAUAUCACCUGAUAUACUCCUUCUUCCAACCUCUUCAAUCCCAUCAAACAGCAAGUUACAGGAAGUGAGUAAACUUGGAGAAGGGCUUCUAAACAGACCAGAAGCCAUUGCUGUCGACAAAACGGGCGUGCUUUAUACGGCUACAAGAGAUGGUUGGAUCACAAGACUGCACAGAAAUGGAUCCUGGGAGAAAUGGAGGCAUAUUGACAGUGAUAAUUUACUUGGAGUAACUGCAACAGCAGCUGGUGAUCUCGUUGUCUGCGACGCAGAGAAGGGUUUGCUCAAGGUUGGAGAAGAUGGUGUAACCGUUCUUGCAUCCCAUGUCAAUGGCGCCAAAAUUUUGUUUGCAGAUGAUGUGAUAGAAUCAGCAGAUGGUAGUUUGUACUUCAGCAUCGCAACUACGAAAUAUGAGCCCCAUAAUUGGCACCUUGAAGUGCUCGAGGCAAAGUCGCAUGGACAACUUGCAAAGUACGAUCCUUCAUCGAAGGAGACAUCUAUUUUGCUUGAUAAUCUUGCCUUUGCAAAUGGUGUUGCCCUCUCAGCAGAUCAAGAUUACUUGGUCGUAUGUGAAACUUGGAAGUUUGCAGAUGAUGUGAUAGAAUCAGCAGAUGGUAGUUUGUACUUCAGCAUCGCAACUACGAAAUAUGAGCCCCAUAAUUGGCACCUUGAAGUGCUCGAGGCAAAGUCGCAUGGACAACUUGCAAAGUACGAUCCUUCAUCGAAGGAGACAUCUAUUUUGCUUGAUAAUCUUGCCUUUGCAAAUGGUGUUGCCCUCUCAGCAGAUCAAGAUUACUUGGUCGUAUGUGAAACUUGGAAAUAUAGGUGCUUAAAAUAUUGGCUAAAAGAGGAAAACAGAGGACAAACUGAGGCCUCGCCAAUUCAUCCUGCCGAGCUUUUGUGGCUGGGGAACCAAACCUGA